GCCAAUACCGACCCAUUCAGAUAAUCGGUUAAUUGUUGGUUACUCGAAAUAAAUAAAUGAUAAAUAAUCAAAAUCGAAUUCUUGAUACGCGUGUGCAUUCCAAGGAAUCUGAGAAAGAAAUGGCGACGGAAGUAGAAGAAGUGGUGGCUGAAGUUGAAGCUGUGGAGGCCGUAUAUGGAACCGAUUGCGUCCUUCUACAAUCCUUCCCUCCCCAUUUUCGCAUCUCCGUCAAGCCAAGAACCGCUGAUGUUUCCUUCGAACAGUUUGUAGAAGCCAUUGUAGACGUAAAAGCAGGCCCGCAGUAUCCGAAAGAACCACCUUCUGUCAAUCUUGUGGAUUCCAAGGGUCUGGAUGAAAAGAGACAAAAGUAUCUGUUGAAUUACAUACGAAGUAAAGCUAAUGAGCUCUCCCCUUCUUUAAUGCUUGUAGCUCUUUGCGAGGAAGCAGCAGAGAAGCUGUCAACUAUGAACCAUCCUGAUGGGGAUUGUCCGUUGUGCUUGUUCCCUUUGGUCCCUGAAGAUCAACAGAGUACAAAAUUGCCUUUUAUGAAGCUAAUGUCUUGCUUUCACUGUUUCCACAGUGAAUGUAUCAUUCAAUGGUGGAACUGGCUUCAAACUUCUAAAGAAGCAGACUCUGCUUAUUCAGCAAGUGCAACUACGCACCCUAACCGAGAUAAAAAUGGAAAAUUGGAAGAGGGAGUUGGAAACUGCCCAGUCUGUCGUAAGCCUUUUGAUGGAAAGGAUUUGGAUCAUGUGCUUGACUUAGUUGACUCGCAUUCUUCCCAAUUGAGAUUGGAAAAUGAUGAAGCCAAUGAUGAGGAAAACCUCCUUCAAUCUGAGGAUGAGAUCAUUAGGAGGAAGAAAUUUGAAACCAUCUUAAAUUUACAGAAGGAGAACAGUGGCUUGAUUGAAUCCAAGAGAGAUAUAGUAAUAGUGCCCGGUAUGUAUCUUCCGCAAUCACUAGCAGCGUCGAGCUCCACGCUAACGAAAGAAUCUGAUGAGCAACAAGAAAAGGAUUCACCUGCAGUCGCUCCAGGAAAACAUGAACCUAGCUCAAACAGGCCUAGCUCAAGUGGACAUAGGAAUUUUGGUGCAAGGAAGCAGAGAGCAGGUAACCCCCAUUCUAAUUCAACUGUAAGAAAUCCAAGAAAACCAGCCCAACAGUGGGUUAGGAGAGAUAAUCCUAACCGAAAGCAAUAACAGUCAUGUUUCUUACUGCAAUCUUUAUACGUCAUUUUAUCCUAGAAAAUAAAGUUAUUUAAGGCAGCAAUGAUUUGAAGUAACAAAGCAAGGUACCAAAAGAGAUAGAAAAAGACAGGAAUAGUUUUCUUUUCUUUUCUUUUUUUUUUUUCCUUGAGUUGGUGGUAUAUGUGCAUAUGGUGCUUAAUUUAUCUGCGCCUUCCUAUGUUGUUGUGGUUUAUUUUAUUUUUUUAUUUGUUCUUACAUCAUAGUUUUUUUGGUAUUUAGAGAGGUCUAUACUUGUAAUCUACUGUCGGUUUGCUAUGGAACUGUAACAUCAAGCAUACAUUUUCUCUUGAUGGUAUUUUCUUAAUAAUGAAAAUUUUGUAGUGAAAUGAAAUGUUAUUCUCUGGUCG
Molecule: messenger RNA, 1594 nt
Organism: Arachis stenosperma
Lineage: Eukaryota; Viridiplantae; Streptophyta; Magnoliopsida; Fabales; Fabaceae
Exons: 7
Coding region: 57-1199 (380 amino acids)
Biological process (GO): protein ubiquitination
Cellular component (GO): nucleus
Molecular function (GO): ubiquitin protein ligase activity; protein binding
Source: RefSeq, a predicted model, not a curated record